Messenger RNA from Lotus japonicus, 1805 nucleotides. Its product is annotated as RNA-binding protein BRN1. Gene Ontology annotation, molecular function: mRNA binding. The record is from RefSeq and is a predicted model, not a curated record. The transcript has 9 exons. Gene Ontology annotation, cellular component: nucleus; ribonucleoprotein complex; cytoplasm. Lineage: Eukaryota; Viridiplantae; Streptophyta; Magnoliopsida; Fabales; Fabaceae. Bases 175 to 1497 code for a protein of 440 amino acids.
AAGAUCCAAAAAAGUUUGGCAUCUCAAUUUGCCUGCGACGACCCUCAAAAUUCGAAACCAACCAAAUCUCACACACAGAAGAGAGAGAAACUUAGAGAGAGAGAGAGAGAGAAACUCGGAGCGAGAAACACUCACUCACCCUCAGAGAAGAAGAAGAGAGAAGAAGAGACAUUGAUGGCGGAUGCGAAGGAAGAGAGUAGUAAAUCUAGCACCGGCGGUGGCGGUGGCGAGGAAGAGGAGAGUGUGAAACUGUUCGUAGGGCAAGUGCCGAAGCACAUGACGGAAGAUGAACUGCUCACAAUGUUCAAGGAGUUCGCCUUGGUCGAUGAAGUCAACAUCAUCAAGGAUAAAGCCACACGCGCUUCUCGAGGUUGUUGCUUCGUGAUUUGUCCUUCCAGAGAUGAAGCUGAUAAGGCAGUCAAUGCGUGUCACAACAAGAAAACGCUACCCGGGGCAUCUAGUCCGUUGCAAGUGAAGUAUGCAGAUGGCGAGUUGGAAAGAUUAGAACACAAGCUCUUCAUUGGCAUGCUUCCAAAAAAUGUUUCUGAAGUUGAAGUAUCCGCACUUUUCUCCAAUUAUGGAACUAUAAAAGAUUUACAGAUUUUAAGAGGUUCUCAGCAAACAAGUAAAGGUUGUGCAUUUUUGAAGUAUGAAACCAAAGAUCAGGCUCUUGCUGCUUUGGAGGCAAUCAAUGGAAAGCAUAAAAUGGAGGGAUCUAGUGUUCCUUUAGUUGUAAAAUGGGCUGAUACUGAAAAGGAAAGACAAGCUCGAAGAGCUCAGAAAGCGCAGUCCCAAGCUUCUAAUGUACCUCAUGCUGAUUCUCAGCACCCCUCAUUGUUCGGAGCCAUGCCUAUGGGUUAUGUUCCUCCUUAUAACGGAUAUGGUUAUCAGGCUCCUGGCAGUUAUGGGCUCAUGCCAUACCGGAUGCCACCAAUGCAAAAUCAACCUGGUUUCCAUAAUAUGAUGCCUCACAUGAAUCACGGGAAUGCAUUGCGGCCCGAUCUUGGUCCUAGUAUGAACCCUAGAAAUUAUCAUGUGCCCCCGGCAAGUUAUGUUAGCUCUUAUCCUGCUGUGCCAGGUCUACAACAUCCAAUGGCGUAUCAUGCAGGAAUGAUUAGUCCAAGGCCUAUGAGUAGUCCUCCUGGUUCUGUUUCACCUGCUGGUGGAAAUAGCAACUCUGGUACACCUUCAGGACCAAGUAAAAAUUCCGGGGGUCAAGUUGAAGGUCCACCUGGUGCCAAUCUAUUUAUUUAUCACAUACCUCAAGAAUUCGGAGAUCAAGAUCUUGCCAAUGCUUUUCAACCAUUUGGUAGAGUUAUAAGCGCUAAAGUUUUUGUUGAUAAAGCAACCGGUGUUAGUAAAUGUUUUGGGUUUGUUAGCUAUGAUUCACCAGAAGCUGCUCAAUCCGCCAUUAGUAUGAUGAAUGGAUAUCAACUAGGAGGUAAGAAAUUAAAGGUUCAACAUAAGAGGGACAACAAACCGGGUAAACCUUACUGAUGAAGCUGAACAAUGGGGGUUUUGUAUAAUUCACAUUGUAAUUCAUGACCACUCUGAUGUUAAUACAAUUUGUAAUUUCUGUAACAUCAAAGUUCAUUUAGACAUUGAUUAUUAAUUUAUUGAUUUUUCUUUCAGAACUUGUAUUGAUUGUAUUAUCUUUUUUAGUUUUAAUUCCAGGAUCAGAGGACAACUUUCCGUUUGGCUCCCUUGGACAACAUCCAUGGUCUUCCAUUUUCAACUUAUUUCUUACCUUUUGUGUAUAUUUAGUAAGGGAUAUUGUUUCCAUAUCAGCCACGGUCUCUUUUUUA